UCCAGACCAGAGUUUCAGUCCCUCUUUUUUCUGUCUCUCUCUCUCUCCCUCUCUCUCUCUUUCUUCACCCCCUCUCUCUCUCCCUUUCACUAAUUUAUCCCGAUGUUAGCACAUUCUGUCUUGUUACAAGCGGACGCCUGUAGGUUUGUUCAUAGGGAUCAUUACUUAACUGAUCAGGAUGGCUGUGAAAUCUCUGUUUAAAGGAAAGACGUGAUUGAAGUGAUGGCAAGGAAAUAAAACCCACAACUUUUUUUUUCCUCCCGUGCAUUUUUUGGCAUGUCAUUGAUUUUUUUUAUUUUUUAUUUUUCCAUGGUUGAAAUUUUAAGACCAUUUCGGCUAGUGUUUCUGUCUUCAGUUUAAAUCCCAAAUGUAAAAAAACUCAAAGGAGGGAAGACUGACAAGAGAGGAAAAUAGAAGGGGAAAAAACCCAAAUCUGAUGUUUUUCUUGAGAAGGGAUCUUGCGAAUUACAUGAUUGCCCUCUGGUUGGGAUACAUGACUUGCUGUCUUCUGCCUCAUCAGUGGUGCUUAAAUAAAAUGAGGGCAGCUUGUACUGAUUGUACGCUUUGUCGGAUUCUUUCCCGGUGGCCUUAUUAAGGAAUAAAAAAUGACAAAACAGGAGUAAUAAGGAGGUGUAAUCCAACUGCAGAAAGUCACAUUUGGACAGUUAUUGAAGUACUUAGGACAAAAUACCUAAUAUUUCCAUGGAAUAAAUUGGAUUUAUUUAUUUUUUUAUUUUAUUUUUUGAACUGUGACACUGCUCCAUGGAAAUCAACGAAUGUCAACUUUUCUUUGCAAACAAGUUUAUGGGAAUGUAAUACUCUCAGUCUUAUGUUCAGGAUGUCAGUAAGCACUUCUACUAUAUGUAAAGGUGUGGAUUCAAAUGCAGUUGAUGUCUAUGACAGUGGAGAUGAUUGGGAAAUUGGUGUUGGAAAUUUGAUUAUCGAUCUGGAUGCUGAUUUGGAGAAGGACAGACAGAAAUUUGAGAUGAGCAACUCAACAGGCAGUGGCUGUGCAUCCAAGGACAGUGGACAUUGCUUGGCACCUAGUGGACCAGUUAAUUCUACCUCCUCCACAUUGGCUGACAGUCUCAAAUUUGCCUCUGUGCAGCAGCCCUCGGGGCCCCAAGGGAACAGCCACAAAGAGACAAGCAAAUCAAAAGUGAAAAGGAGUAAAGCUUCUAAGGAUGUUAAUAAGUCAUUGCCUUCUGCAUCUUUGUAUGGGAUUCCUGAAAUUAGUAGCAGCACUGGUAAACGGCAGCAGGAAGCAGGACGCCUUGGAGAAGUGGCGUCAGCAGUUGGCAUGAGUACUGCACUGGGCCCAAACACCAAUGGAGUUGGCCUCACAGCUAAUACUACUUGUGGGAAAAAUGUCAAAGAGGAAAGGACUGGAGGAAAAAGCCAAAGCACUAGGGGCUCCAAAAGGGAUAAGGAUUCUGGAAGGUCUAGAAAGGACAGCACUAAUAAAUUGUAUGACCUUGGGCAUGCUAACAGUGGAGUGAAUACCCAGGCAGUUGUGCAUUUAUACGGAUUUGGAAGUGGCAAGACCCCUGGGAAUAGUAGCCCUUUCCACUGUGGCAGUAGCCUUCAAGGGGAGUUGGCUAAAAAUUCAGUUGAUUCAGGGAUUAUGGGGACCUCUGUAUUGCCUAAAAAGGAAGAGGAUGAUGAAGAAAGUCACAGACGAAGCAAAAAGUUAAAAACAGAAAAGGUUGAUCCCCUGUUUACAGUGCCUGCCCCUCCUCCGCCAGUUUCCAGCAGCAUCACACCUCCGAUUCUGCCAUCUUACUUUUCUCCAUCUUCAACCAUUGCUGCACCAGUGGAGCAGCUAUUAGUACGGACUCGAUCUGUUGGUGUAAACACAUGUGAUGUAGGAGUAGUAACAGAACCGGACUGCCUUGGGCCUUGUGAACCGGGAACCAGUGUCAACUUGGAAGGGAUCGUCUGGCAUGAAACUGAAGAAGGUGUUUUGGUUGUUAAUGUUACAUGGCGGAAUAAGACAUAUGUUGGUACUUUACUAGAUUGCACGAAGCAUGACUGGGCUCCUCCAAGGUUUUGUGAUUCACCUACAAGUGACCUUGAAAUGCGAGGGGGUCGUGGAAGGGGAAAGAGGGCAAGGUCAGCAGCACCAGGAGCAGCAGCAGCAGCACCAGCUCCUGGCAGUGAUGCAAAUUUUACAGAAUCAAGAGGGCUCCACAAUAAAAACAGAGGAGGAGCUCAUGGGAAAGGGAGACGUGGAAGCAUUAAUACAAGUGGUCGUCGGACCCCCCCAAAUUGUUCAAUUGAGGAUGUUAAAGCAAGUCCUUCACCUGUUGGCAAGAGGAAAAAGCCUCCAAUGGAACUAGAUCUCAAUUCCAGUUCAGAGGACUUUAAAUCCGGGAAAAGGGUUCGUUCAAAUUCUCGUAGCAUGCCAACAACUCCACAAGGCAAAAAUGAGAACUCGUUUUUGGACCAAGGCUGCUCUUCUCCAGUUUUAAUAGACUGUCCGCAUCCAAACUGCAACAAAAAGUACAAGCACAUAAAUGGACUGAGAUAUCACCAGGCACACGCACAUUUGGACCCUGAAAACAAACUGGAGUUUGAGCAGGAUAGCGAGGACAAAGUUUCAGACUGUGAGGAAGCUCUGAGCAAUGUUGCACUUGAGUGCAAUGAGUCAAGCACAAAUUUGGAUCAAAUAAAAACACCUAUGUCGCCUGGUUUACAAAGUGCACCUGGCACACCAAAGGGCAAACGGGAUUUGACAAACAACUGUCCAAUCCAGGUUCAUUCCAAAACUGGCAAGAAUUCUGCAAAAAAAAAAGUUCUGAAUGUGGAACUUAAUAACCUUCCUGUAAUAUCAAACAUGUCAGUUUCACUGGAAAAUUGUGCAGUCUUAGAUGGCAAUCUCAUGGUAGAAAUGCCAAAACUGGAAGCAGAAGGACUGAUCGACAAGAAAAAUGAAAAAAGUAAAAAAUCCAACAACUGUAAGGUUGAGAAAAACCUUUCAAAACUGAAAACCGCUCGCCCAAUUGCUCCAGCUCCAGCUCCCACACCUCCUCAAUUAAUAGCUAUACCUAGUGCAGCCUUUACAAACACAACUACAGGAACAAUAACAGGAUUACCCUCUUUAACAACUCCUGUUUGCCAGGCAACACCAAAGAGCCCCCCAUUAAAACCUAUUCAACCAAAGCCUACAAUUAUGGGUGAGCCAAGCACUGUAAAUCCUUCUCUCACAUCACUCAAGGACAAAAAGAAAAAGGAAAAAAGAAAACUAAAGGAGAAGGAAAGUAAAGAUCCCGUAAGCCCUAAGGAAGACUCUAAAAUUUGUAAAGUAGAGGAUUUAAAAGGAUCUGGAAAGGAUUUGCCAAGUAAUUUUUUAAAAGAUCCUCUUAACAAGAGUGAAUCUCUUACUAAUGGACUGUCUGAAACACAAGAAAGCCGAAUGGCAAGUAUCAAAGCUGAAGCAGAUAAGGUCUAUACAUUUACUGACAAUGCACCAAGCCCAUCUAUAGGAAGUGCCUCUAGGGUUGAAUGCAGCACUGUGAUAAAUGGACAGCCCCCGAUGGCUCCGCUGCAUGUCAUGACACAAAAUGGUGGGGAUAGUUCUGCUACUAAAACAAAUAGUCCAGCGUACUCCGAUAUUUCAGAUGCUGCUGAUGAUGGUGGUUCUGAUAGCAGAUCAGAGGGCAUGAGGUCAAAGACUAGCUCCCCCACUGAUAUUAUAUGUAAUCAAGAAGAUGAUAAGGGUCAUUCUACACCUAUUUCUCAGUCAUCUCAGAUGAAAGAAUCUCAUUCUCCAUAUUAUCAUGGUUAUGACCCUUAUUAUUCCCCAACCUAUGUGCAUUCUGGACAGGUCAACACUUCUGUAACUGGAAAUAUUAAUUCUUCUCAGGGUGGCAAAAGCAAAAAAGAAGUAGAUGAAGAAGUUGAAAAGAAAGAGAAAUCUGACAGUAUGGACAGUAAAAAGAAUGACACAAGUUGCACUAAUGUGCCACCUCAGCAUCAAUCUGUUAUCACGCAAAGGCACCCUGCACUAGCCCAGUCACUUUACUACGGACAGUAUGCUUAUGGACUAUAUAUGGACCAAAAGUCUUUAAUUGCAUCAAACCCUGCAUACAGGCAACAGUAUGAAAAAUAUUAUGAAGACCAGAGAAUGGCAGAGCAAAAAAUGCCACAAACUGUAAGGGAGUGUGAAAGAAAAUCUGACAGUUCAUCUAAGGAGCCAGGAAAAGAUGAUGGCAAAUUGAAAAAUAUGCCAUGUGCUACCAUUUCAAAAGCACCUUCUACUCCAGAACCAAGUAAAGUGAACUCUAAAAUAAGUGUUGUCAGUAAAACAGAAGAUCCUGUGAAACCCCAAAUGUUGCCCAAUCCUCAGCAACAGCAACUUCCAUGUGAUAGCUUUAAGGCAAAGCAAAUGGAAAACCACCAACUUAUAAAAGAGGCAGUAGAAAUGAAAUCUGUAAUGGAUUCAAUGAAACAAACAGGAGUAGAUCCCACUGCAAGAUUUAAGCAGGAGGUUGACUCAAGAUGGCACCAUUAUAUUUACCAGUCUAAGUACAUAGAACAACAAAAACCUGAAGAAAUAGAGAGAGACAAGAAGAUAAAGGAAGAGAACUUGCAGAAAACUCCUACUAAAGAAAAUGUGUUAUCAGUGACAUUACCAGUCACAAAAGAGGAGACCAAAGAGGUCAAGCGCCCUGAAUCCCAGUUAGGAGAAGAAAGCAAGAUUAAGAAUGAUGACAGGAAGACUCCUGUAAACUGGAAAGAUUCAAGAAAUGCAAGAGUUGCUGUUUCCUCACCUAUGAGCCAACAUCAAUCAUAUAUUCAGUAUUUGCAUGCCUACCCAUAUACGCAGAUGUAUGAUCCCAAUCACCCAGCAUAUCGGGCAGUGUCUCCAGUUUUAAUGCAUAGUUAUCCAGGGGCUUAUCUUUCUCCAGGAUUUCCUCACUACUCAGUUUAUGGAAAAGUGUCAGGAAGAGAAGAAUCUGAGAAAGCCAGUACCAGUCCUAGCAUGAACUCAAAACCAUCAUCUGAAUCAAAAGCAUUAGACUUACUGCAGCAGCAUGCCAAUCAGUACCGCACCAAGUCUCCCGCUUUGGCAGAAAAAGCUCCAACUGAGCGAGAACGAGAAUCGGAAAGGGAGAGAGAGAGACACUCACCUUUUAGCCAACGGCAUCUUCAUACGCAUCAUCACACACAUGUUGGAAUGGGAUAUCCUCUCAUACCUGGACAGUAUGACCCAUUUCAAGGGUUGACCUCUGCUACCCUUGUUGCCACUCAGCAGGUGGCUACUCAGGCAUCUGCAUCCGGUAUGUUUCCUACACAAAGAAGGGAAUGAAUACAUAGAAAAUGUACAUUAAAUCAUGUGACUGGAUCACAUGGGAGAGUGAUUAAUUACAGACAUCAGUUCAAUGGUGUUUAUCUAAGAAUGCCUAAGUGGGAGGCAAAACACUUCAUUUCAUUUGUUGUAAAUUCCAGAUUCUUGUUUAUUUUUUUUUUAAUAGUGAAAUAAGAUGUUCCUGUAAUUAGAUGUCCAUGUG
Nanorana parkeri is the source of this 5513-nucleotide messenger RNA. RefSeq names its product zinc finger protein 608 (gene ZNF608). Lineage: Eukaryota; Metazoa; Chordata; Amphibia; Anura; Dicroglossidae. Gene Ontology annotation, cellular component: nucleus. Bases 830 to 5311 code for a protein of 1493 amino acids. The transcript is spliced from 10 exons. The record is from RefSeq and is a predicted model, not a curated record. Gene Ontology annotation, biological process: regulation of transcription by RNA polymerase II.